AUGUGUCUUUCUCACUAUUAUUGCAUCUAUUCCAGAGUUAAUUACAAUGAGCCAUGGUUUAGGGAUAUAAAGGAGCACUUUAGAGGUUGGCCAAAUCAAGAUUUGAAGCCUCCUUUGAUACUCACUUAUAUGUGCCAAUGUGGCUUCUACAUCUAUAGCAUUGCUGCCCUCCUUACCUGGGGAACAAGGCGGAAAGAUUUCUCUGUUAUGAUGUCACAUCAUGUUGUCACUGUUAUUCUGAUUGCUUACUCAUACAUGGCAAGGUUCUUUCGGAUAGGUGCAGUCACCCUUGCACUGCAUGAUGCAAGUGAUGUAUUUCUUGAAGCUGCGAAAGUUUUUAAAUAUUAUGAAAAUGAGCUUGGAGCUAGUGUGUGCUUUGGUUUGUUUGCCAUCUCAUGGUUUACUCUAAGGCUGAAGCACACGAUAUGCUCUUGGACAUCUGAUUUGGAUACUUGCUACACCAGAAUAGUAUUUCACAUGAUUCAGAGGAUGACGACUAGUCAGAAAAUGAUGCUCAAGUUCUUUAAUGUUAGCUUGGCAAAAUUGCUCUUGAUUUGA
Fraxinus pennsylvanica is the source of this 558-nucleotide messenger RNA. The record is from the annotation of a GenBank genome assembly. NCBI's taxonomy places the organism in Eukaryota, Viridiplantae, Streptophyta, Magnoliopsida, Lamiales, Oleaceae.